AUGUGCCAUGCCAGCUGCUCCAUGGGCUGCCAGCCAUCCUGCUGUGUGUCCAGCCCCUGCCAGCCAUCCUGCUGUGUGCCGGCUAUGUGCAUUCCCGUGAGGUACCAGGUGGCUUACUGUGUGCCUGUGAGCUGCAGGCCUACUGUGUGCGCCACCCCCUCCUGCCAGUCCUCUGUGUGUGUGCCCGUGAGCUGCCGGCCUGUCUGUGUGACCUCCUCCUGCCAGUCAUCUGGAUGCUGCCAGCCGUCCUGCCCCACCCUGGUCUGCAGGCCUGUGACCUGUAGCACCCCUUCCUGCUGCUGA
Messenger RNA from Apodemus sylvaticus (European woodmouse), 303 nucleotides. Its product is annotated as keratin-associated protein 12-1-like. The coding region runs from base 1 to 303 and encodes 100 amino acids. The record is from RefSeq and is a predicted model, not a curated record. Gene Ontology annotation, cellular component: keratin filament. The transcript is spliced from 2 exons. NCBI's taxonomy places the organism in Eukaryota, Metazoa, Chordata, Mammalia, Rodentia, Muridae.